GGACCAUAGACAGCCGGGUCACCGAGAGGGGAAGUGGACCAUAGAUGGCCCACUGUCUCGGCUGCAACAUUACGGACUUAAGGCGCGUUGGUGUUCCGACAGAAAGUUGUGAGGAGAGAGACUGGGCUGUAUAAAGGGAGACCCGGCAGUGGUGAGGAGAGAGGCUGGGCUGUAUAAAGGGAGACCCAGUGGUGGUGGUGAGGGCGGGGAAAAAACUGGUCUGUAUAAAGGGAGAACCGGCAGUGGUGAGGAGAGAGACUGAGCUGUAUAAAGGGAGACCCCGCGUUGUAAGGGGAGAGACGGCUGUGUAAAGGGAGACCCAGUCUACGGGAGAUGGGAUAAUGCUCCGGCUACUGAGAACAGAGGAGAACAACCUGAGGACAUAGACGGGAACCCAGGAAGUGUCCGAUCAGUUUGGAGACUCGACGAUGAACGUCUUCAUGGAGGAGCAGGGACCGCCGAGCUCCUCCGGACGACGGGGCUCCGGACUGAGGGCGUCGACCAAGAGCAAAGCGCCCCCUCCCCCCCAACGGAGCGACCCGUAUCCCCGCUACCCCGGGGGGGGGCCCAUGGAGCAGGACGAGCUGGCCCUGGUGGUGGUCCUACCGGGAGGGGCGGAAAAGACCACCAGCGUGCACGGCAGCAAACCCCUCAUGGACCUCCUGGUCAUGCUGUGUGCUCAGUACCACCUCAGCCCCUCCAGCCACACCCUGGAGCUGGUCACCGCUAACAGGAAGCACGUCAAGUUCAAGCCCAACGCCCGCAUCGGAGCGCUGGGCGCCCAGCGGGUUCUGCUGAGAGCCAAAGGAGACGAGGACAAGAACACAACCGCCGGACCCCCGAUGCCAGAGCAAACGGUUCGGAUGGUGAUAAACUACAAGAGGAGCCAGAAGACGAUCCUGCGGGUGAACCCUCGCGUUCCUCUGGCAGAACUCCUCCCGGCCAUCUGUGAAAAAUGUGAGUUUGAGAGGGAGACGACGAUCCUGCUGCGCGAUGCGGACGCCCGCGGGCCCCUGGACCUAUCCAGCUCCCUCAACGACUACGCCAUCAGAGACGUCUACGCCAGGGACACUAAAGAUGACCUUGAUUCACCUGUGUGCCCCGCCUCCCCCUCACAGUCAGUGAUGCUGAGACUUGGUAAAGAUAAGAACCAGCAGGAAAAGGAAAACAAAGGCUUCAGCAUGUUCAGAAGAAGCAAGAAGAGAUCAGAGCAGCCAACGACGGCCAGCGCCCCGGCGUCCCCAGUCCUGGUCAGCAAGCCGCGACCUCUCAGCAUGGCGUUACCCAGCAUGCACCCUUCUCCCCUCGACCGCCAGCUGUCCCUGGAGGCAUCAAAGAAGAGGCGCGCCCCCCAGCCUCCCGGGGCCACGCCCCAGAGCCGCCCCGCCCCGCGGCCGCUCAGCGCCCAGCCCGGCUCCCCGGACCAGGACCAGACCGGUUUGCGGCGUGGGUCUACAGACUCAAAGAGCAUCAAACGCAAGGCCCCACCGCCGCCCUCCUCCCUGUUGGGGGUCCAGGACCCGGCCUCUCCCCAGGACCCGGCCUCUCCCCAGGACCCGGCCUCUCCCCAGGACCCGCCCUCUCCCCAGGACCCGGCCUUGUCCCAGGACCGUGCCCAAGACUCAGUGGAAGGAGCUAGAAGAUCUGCUGUUUUCUUCUGCCUUUUUCCGUCUCAAGGUUUCAUCCUACACUCCUCAAGCAACGGCACCCUGGAGGGGAUCAGUGAGCAGGAGGAGGCCCCGCCCCUCUGUGACCCCCAGCCGAGGGACCAGAGCGGGCCCUGUCCGUCAGCAGACCUCUCCACGGUGGCCCCGCCCCCGGACGGCCCCCAGGGGCCUGCCCCCACGCCGGCCGGGACCAGUGGAGAUCAGCCAGGUGAUCUGUCCACAUAUGGCAAGUCAACACAGAACACAGUGAGGGACGCUGUAGUGGACCCCCGGCCAGAGAGGGACGCUGUAGUGGACCCCCGGCCAGAGAGGGACGCUGUAGUGGACCCCCGGCCAGAGAGGGACGCUGUAGUGGACCCCCGGCCAGAGAGGGACGCUGUAGUGGACCCCCGGCCAGAGAGGGACGCUGUAGUGGACCCCCGGCCAGAGAGGGACGCUGUAGUGGAAGUGGACGCCAGGCUGUUCCCCGUCUUGAUGGAAGGUCCUGCUGAGAGAGGUCCGGUCGAGGUGCUGACGGAGGAACCUUUAGAAAGCCAUAGAGGCAGCGUGGGCCCCGCCCCAGCCCCGCCUCUAACCCCACCUCCACCACCGCCCCAAACACCACCUCCACCACCGCCCCAAACCCCACCUCCACCACCGUCCCAAACCCAACCUUCACCCCACACUCAUGGAGUGGAGACAGGAGAGGCAACAGCCCCUCCCCUUCCUGUUCCUGCUCCACCAAGAGAGGCAGCAGCCCCUCCCCUUCCUGUUCCUGCCCCACCAAGAGAGGCAGCAGCCCCUCCCCUUCCUGUUCCUGCUCCACCAAGAGAGGCAGCAGCCCCUCCCCUGCCUGUUCCUGCUCCACCAAGAGAGGCAGCAGCCCCUCCCCUGCCUGUUCCUGCUGGAUCGCCGGGGUCACGGAGAGGCGAGGCCGUUGAGGAGUGCCCCCUCCCGGACCCCGCCCCCCCCCGCGGCCCCUCAGCGUGGGGGCUCCCGUCUGGCCGGGCCCCUGACGCUGAGGUGAAGCCUAAACCCUCUAACGAGCUGACGAGGGACUACAUCCCCAAGGUGGGCAUGACCACCUACACCAUCGUGCCCCAGAAGUCUCUGGAGAAGCUCCGGUUCUUUGAGGUGGAGCUGACGCUGCAACCGCCGCCUCCUCCACCCGGGGCCCUCGACCCAGACGCACAGGGGGGGCUGCCUCCACCCGGGGCCCUCCACCCAGACGCACAGGGGGGGCUGCCUCCACCCGGGGCCCUCCACCCAGACGCACAGGGGGGGCUGCCUCCACCAGGGGCCCUCCACCCAGACGCACAGGGGGGGCUGCCUCCACCCGGGGCCCUCCACCCAGACAUACAGGGGGGGCUGCCUCCCCCGCCGGAGGAGCAGGACGGCCUCCUGACCCCUGGAGCGGCAGCAGGAGACCCCGGCAGCACCGCAGCUGUCAGCCCCCCUCCUCUGCCUCAGCAGACCAAUCACAGUGCGGUCAAGCAAGCGAAGGUUCCGCCCCUGACCAAACCCAAGCCCGGGUCCUUCCGCCGGCCCCCGCUCGGCACCGCCCCCGCCCUCAGCUCUGCGGCGGUGAGGAGGCUCAGCUCCCUCCCAGGGGCCCGCCCCGCCGAGGCCCCUCCUCCUGCCCCCCCCUCCGGCAUGCAGGGCCCAGAGAGUGUGGGGGGCCCUGCUGUUGAGGGCCCUGCUGCGGGUGGCCGGGGCGUGGGGGGCCCUGGCUCCCCUCGGCAGGGCGGCUGGGCGUCGCGGGGGCCCACCGCGGGGCUGAGCCUGGACAAGCUGAGGAGCUUCACGGCGCCCCGCCCCUACACCCCCUCCACCCCGUCCCGCUUCGCCCAGGCCGUGUCCUCCGCCGUGAGGAGGACCCAGUCACUGUCCAAGGCCUCAGCGUCCCCGGCCUCAGCCUCCCCAGCCGCAGCCUCCCAGGCCUCAGCCUCCCUGGCCUCUGCCUCUGCAGCCUCCCAGGCCUCAGCCCCCCCGGCCUCAGCCCCCCCGGCCUCAGCCUCCCCGGCCUCAGCCUCCCCGGCCUCAGCCUCCCCAGCCGCAGCCUCCCCGGCCUCAGCCCCUCCUUCCUCAGCCUCCCCGGCCUCAGCCCCCCCGGCCUCAGCCUCCCCGGCCUCAGCCACUCCGGCCUCAGCCUCCCCGGCCUCAGCCUCCCCGGCCUCAGCCUCCCCAGCCUCAGCCUCCCCAGCCGCAGCCUCCCCGGCCUCAGCCUCCCCAGCCACAGCCUCCCCGGCCUCAGCCCCUCCGUCCUCAGCCUCCCCGGCCUCAGCCUCCCCGGCCUCAGCCACUCCGGCCUCAGCCUCCCCGGCCUCAGCCUCCCCGGCCUCAGCCACUCCGGCCUCAGCCUCCCCGGCCUUAGCCUCCCCGGCCUUAGCCUCUUCAACCGCAGCCUCCCAGGCCUCAGCCUCUCCGGCCUCCCCGACCUUGCCGCCGUUCUCCCCGGACCUGACCAGCAGCCAGGUGGAGUCGCCCAGCAGGCCCUGAAAACACACCUUCCUCGACCUCUUCCUCACCCCCUUAGCAAUAACUGUAUGGUUAGACAUUAUGAAUAACUGGUUAUAUAUUAUGAUUUUAAAUAACUGAUGGUUAGACAUUAUGAAUAACUGGUUAUAUAUUAUGAUUUUAAAUAACUGUAUGGUUAGACAUUAUGAAUAACUGGUUAUAUAUUAUGAUUUUAAAUAACUGUUUGGUUAUACAUUAUGAAUAACCGAAAGGUUAUACAUUCUGAAUAACUAUACAUUAUUAUUAUACAAAUGAAAGGAAGGCACAUUUAUUAUUCACUGCUGUUUGUUUUUUUUCUUCGCACAACAUUAUCUGAGAAUAUUAUUCUAUUUGGAAAAAAACAUAAUUUAAAAAUAACUUUAUUCUUUUAUUUAGUGUCCUUAGAUGUUGAUUUGAAGGGUCAAGCGACCGCAGUACUGAUGAUAAUGACUAAUUAAGCUGGAGAUGUUGUAGCCAGCAUGGGUUAUGGUACUAAACUGUUUUAUUUUCCUCAGUGAUCACUUCAAAUAUGUAUUUUAAUAUAAAAAGGAUGGUUCUUGGUUAAGCUAUGUGCAAACAUACUGAUAUGUAAAAUCUGACUCUGAUUCUAUAGAGAAGGGUUGACAUUAAUAAAGAUUACGUGAAAAACA
Messenger RNA from Gadus morhua (Atlantic cod), 4792 nucleotides. RefSeq names its product cordon-bleu WH2 repeat protein-like 1b (gene cobll1b). Gene Ontology annotation, molecular function: actin monomer binding. The record is from RefSeq and is a predicted model, not a curated record. NCBI's taxonomy places the organism in Eukaryota, Metazoa, Chordata, Actinopteri, Gadiformes, Gadidae. Bases 429 to 4145 code for a protein of 1238 amino acids. The transcript is spliced from 14 exons.